This is a messenger RNA of Drosophila hydei, 1608 nucleotides long. RefSeq lists its product as uncharacterized. Lineage: Eukaryota; Metazoa; Arthropoda; Insecta; Diptera; Drosophilidae. The transcript is spliced from 4 exons. Bases 268 to 1608 code for a protein of 446 amino acids. The record is from RefSeq and is a predicted model, not a curated record.
AAAUUUGAUAGAAAUACGUCGUUUUGCCGAACUGUAAUAUUUUAGAACAUUUUUACUAAGGCUACAACAAUUGAAAUACCAAUACGAGAGAUGGUAUUUUUUUUAUUUGUUUCAGUACGAAAAAAUAAAUAACUCCAAAUGCAUUCCGACUCCGAUAAAUGGCUUAGUUCAUCGAUACGUACAUGUCGAUAGGAGCAAUAUUAAUGCUGUUUGCGCUUUGAUUCAUAAAAGCAGUUGGCGCCAAGUUAAUAAGAAUAUAUAAAUAAAAUGUCGACCGAGUACUUUCCACGUGUUUUCAAAUACAUAACGAAUUUGUCAGCAUCAAAUAAAGAAUUGUAUAGUGUGUUUAUUCGCCUUGAAAAUGCCCUCAAUGAGAAGGAAGAGCUCAAGGCAGCAAGAGAAAAGCUUCAGAAGGAUGUGCAAAAUUUACGCAUCGAUCUGAUGCUGGUACGUCAAGCGAACAAUGUGCGCCAUGAGGAAAUCACUCAGAUCGAAGGCAUUACUAAUAUUUUAGACGGCUCAUACGAUCGUCUACUGGAAUUAGGCAACCUGUUCGACGAUGGAAAGAUAAAGAAUAUGCUAAGCUUCGGAGUUUUGCGCAAGGAAAAAGAAGUGCUGCAGAAAAUCAGCAGCAUUCAAAUGGAACAAAAGAUGCAGUUGGAUUUCAAAGUGGCGAUGGAACAGCGUUUGAUUGUGCAAGAUCUUCGCGAAUCACAGCGUGAAUUGCAAGAGGCAGAGGAAGAACAUUCGGCCAUUUCCUUGGAGUAUACCCAAAUGCAACGCAAGUGGAACGACAAGCUGGACCGAGCCAUAGAACAGCGAAACAAAAAGAUUGUCUCCCUGGUGCAGCUGAGCAAGCAAGCCUCUGAGUUCCAAAUGCCAGUCAGCCACAAGAUCAAGGCCAUGACGGUCAAGGAUUGCGAAGCCAAAGCUGUAGCGCUGCGUAAGAAAAACGAGCCAAUAAAGCUGCAACCGGCAUUGGAAUUUAUCGAGAGGUAUACUGAGGCCAACCAAAUCUUUGGCAAGGCUAUCGGCAUGGAGAAUUCAAUGGGACCACCAUUGCGCUCCAUAUUAGUGCUGAAUCGAUCGAUGGACAGUUCUAAUGAGUCAGUUAACAUGAUUAGUCCCAACAAACAGGUUCAUUUUGCACCUUUGCCGUCGCCACCUCACGUCAGCAAUACAGACCCAGUCAUGAACGAUCUUUCAACUGAUAUGGCUGAUAUAUCUGACAUGAAUUCUGAGUCGUCGCAGUCAGAGGUAGAAAAUAUGACCGAGAGCAAAUAUUUUCCUGAUCGCAGUGUUGUGGAGAAUGUGGAAGUUUUGCCACCAUUGUCAUUGUCAAUUUCUUCAGCUUCAAAUAGAUUUGGUCAAAACGUAAGCUUUAAAAAUAUGUUCCCAUCUACUGACUCCAUGCAAGAACAGGACUUCGAAGAUAAUAAAAACGAAAUGGGAAACGAUGAUAAUUCGAAUGAAUCCGAAAUCAUAAAUGUUAAUAAUAUGGACACUUUAAACUUCGCAAAUGCAUCAGAAUAUGCAAACAAUGAUUUCUUUUUAAAUUUAAGUGAUCAAAAUAGUUCGCAGCAACAAAGCUAUACUUAUGAUCUUUAA